Molecule: messenger RNA, 249 nt
Organism: Diutina rugosa
Lineage: Eukaryota; Fungi; Ascomycota; Pichiomycetes; Serinales; Debaryomycetaceae
Exons: 2
Coding region: 1-249 (82 amino acids)
Biological process (GO): protein N-linked glycosylation
Source: RefSeq, a predicted model, not a curated record
AUGGGCGAGCUGUACGAGAAGUAUUCCAAGCUCUUCCACGUGGAGUCGGUCCCCGUCAAGAUCGACAACUCGGCCCUGGUCGCCAAGACCCUCGGGUUGCUCAUCCUCGCGUUCACCUCGUUGGCGUUGAUGUUUGUGGGGGACAAGAAGCGGAACCCGGUGGCGGUCAUCGUCAAUGCCGCCGUGGCGUCGCUCGCCGUCGGGCUCAGCGCCGUCUACGUGUCCAACUUUGUUGGUGUAUAUGUCUAA